Trematosphaeria pertusa is the source of this 927-nucleotide messenger RNA. Its product is annotated as S-adenosyl-L-methionine-dependent methyltransferase. The coding region runs from base 1 to 927 and encodes 308 amino acids. Lineage: Eukaryota; Fungi; Ascomycota; Dothideomycetes; Pleosporales; Trematosphaeriaceae. The record is from RefSeq and is a predicted model, not a curated record. The transcript has 2 exons.
AUGACACAACCCACGUCUGUCAACAUGACCUUCGAUACCUCCCUAACCCCAGAACUCAAUCAAGCUCCUUUCAAUGCCGAGCAAAGCCAGGAGACACCGAAGCAGUCGCAAGCCCUAGGCGUCACUUCUCCCCCGCCAAAACCCUCAACACCCGUCCAGCAUAUACCGACACAGGACGCAUACGACCAGUGGGCUUCCGUCUAUGACACAGACGGCAACAUGCUCCAGGCCAUCGACGACUUGGAACUAUCUUCCCUCCUGCCAAGCUUCCUCUCCAUGGUCCUAUCAUCAACUUACUAUCCGACUCUCAACCUUUUGGAUCUUGGCUGCGGCACAGGCCGCAACACCGCGAGACUUCUCUCCUUUGCAUGGCCCCCGGACCGCCGUGUCAACAUCACAGGCCUCGAUUUCUCACGCGGCAUGCUCGACGUAGCGGCUAAGAAACUUACGCCCCUCGUCUCUGCGACACCCAACAUCUCCCUGAGACUGGAACAAGCUGAUUGCUUCCCCACCGUCUCCUCUCAGACUUCAUCUCCCAUUCCCGCCGUCCCACAUCUCCAGCCAUCCAAGGCAGUGAUCUCAACACUCGUCCUCGAGCACAUCCCGCUCACGCCCUACUUCUCAACGCUCUCCAGUCUCCUUGCUCCUGGUGGGUACGCGCUUGUCACGAACAUGCACAGCGAGAUGGGACGUAUCUCACAGGCUGGCUUUGUCAAUGCUGAUGGUGUUAAGGUUAGGGGAGAAAGCUACGCGCAUACGCCGCAAGAGACGGCAGAGGAGGCACGAAGAGCUGGCUUGGAAGUUGUUACUCUAAAGGAGAGGGUGAUGGAGAAAAGUGAUGUGGAGGGUGGAAUGGUAAGCGACAGAGGAUGGAAGUGGGUUGGUAUUAGGGUGUGGUAUGGGAUGAUGCUUAAGAAGAUUGGGUGA